Molecule: messenger RNA, 738 nt
Organism: Gastrolobium bilobum
Lineage: Eukaryota; Viridiplantae; Streptophyta; Magnoliopsida; Fabales; Fabaceae
Product: hypersensitive-induced response protein-like protein 2
Exons: 5
Coding region: 1-738 (245 amino acids)
Source: RefSeq, a predicted model, not a curated record
AUGCUUGAUGCUAGAGUUUGGAAUGACUUAAAAGUUCUGGACAUUUUCUCUUUUGGUUAUACGCAGGAUAAUGUGUUUGUUAAUGUGGUUGCAUCUGUGCAAUAUCGUGCCAUGGCUGAGAAAGCAGCUGAUGCCUUCUAUAGGCUCAGCAACACGAGGGAACAAAUCCAGUCAUACGUUUUUGACGUUAUCAGGGCCAGUGUGCCAAAGUUGGAGUUGGAUGCUGCCUUUGAGCAGAAGAAUGAGAUAGCAAGAGCUGUCGAACAGGAGCUUGGAAAGGCCAUGUCAACUUACGGGUAUGAGAUAGUCCAGACCCUCAUUGUUGAUAUAGAGCCUGAUCGUAAUGUCAAGAGAGCUAUGAACGAGAUCAAUGCAGCUGCUAGACUGAGGAUGGCUGCUACUGACAAAGCUGAAGCAGAGAAAAUAUUACAAAUAAAGAAAGCUGAGGGAGAAGCAGAGUCCAAAUAUCUGUCAGGACUUGGAAUAGCUCGCCAGCGUCAGGCCAUUGUGGAUGGACUAAGGGACAGUGUGCUUGCAUUCUCUGAGAAUGUACCUGGGACAACAGCUAAAGAUGUCAUGGAUAUGGUGCUUGUGACUCAAUACUUUGACACAAUAAAGGAGAUUGGGGCAUCUUCAAAGUCCUCAUCUGUUUUCAUACCACAUGGCCCUGGUGCUGUGAAGGACAUUGCUGUUCAGAUCCGGGAUGGUCUCCUUCAGGCCAAUGCUUCCACAAUCUAA